Juglans microcarpa x Juglans regia is the source of this 636-nucleotide messenger RNA. RefSeq lists its product as uncharacterized. Bases 1 to 636 code for a protein of 211 amino acids. The record is from RefSeq and is a predicted model, not a curated record. The transcript has a single exon. Lineage: Eukaryota; Viridiplantae; Streptophyta; Magnoliopsida; Fagales; Juglandaceae.
AUGACUGCCUUGACCCCGCCUGGUGGUCCCGUGCUGGCAACGAAGGCCAGGUCUUUUGCGGACCUGGUCAUGGCCAUUCCUCAACCUCUACCAGAAGUAAAUCUUCCAAUGAGGCCUCUAAAGAUAAUAGAAGGUCAGGUAUGUUUUAUGUUUUUUAAGGAAGAAAUGGCGUUAUUGGCAGCUCCGUUCAGAUACUCUUUGGUUCUGAAGUUUCUUAGGCAGAGACCUAUAUUAAAUGCGAUAAGAACGUUUAUUCGGGUGAGAUGGGGCUUAAUGGGAAAUGUGGUCGUCUCCUCCAGGAGCAAAAAUCGUAACAUGUUCGUUCGCUUAACGUCGGAAGAUGACUUCAAUAAGGCAUUUUCACGAGAGGCUUGCGACAUAAAUGGAGUUCCAUAUAGAGUUUCCCAUUGGAAGCUGGGCUUUACGGAAGAGGAGGAAACUCCUUUUGUUCUGGUAUGGGUGAUGCUACCAGGUCUCCCUCCAAACUUCUAUCACGAAUCUAUCCUCAAAAUACUGACGGCACCACUUGGGAAGUUCAUCCGAUCCGAUAAUUCCACUCGUUGUGCGACGAGAACAGAAGGAGCUCGCGUCUGUCUAGAGAUGGAUGCUUCAAUACAGCAGUUGGACUCAUUCUAG